Messenger RNA from Camellia sinensis, 1299 nucleotides. RefSeq names its product B3 domain-containing protein At2g36080. Gene Ontology annotation, molecular function: DNA-binding transcription factor activity; DNA binding. The record is from RefSeq and is a predicted model, not a curated record. Lineage: Eukaryota; Viridiplantae; Streptophyta; Magnoliopsida; Ericales; Theaceae.
CACGCAAAACCUUAAAAGUACUCUCGUACUUACAUCUAUAUCUCUCUCUCUCUCUCUCUCAUUGUCACUUCUUUGGUAGCUGCAUCAAAUAGUUCCUACAGUUUCCACAUCAAAGCCAUAAUCAUCACGCCUCUCUCUCUAUUCUUUUUCCCACAACACAACAGUUUCCACAUCAAAACACCGACCCAUCAGUCUCUCUCCUCUCUCUAAAAAGCUCAUGAAUCACUGCUCUCCAGACAUUCCAGGACCAUUCUGGUGGACAAAAAACCACCACCACCACCACCAACAACAACAACCACCCUUCAUGGAACCCCCUCCCAAAACCCCUUCUUCCCACCACCACAGCGCCGCCGCAGCCACGGCGGGCUUCAAUGUCAACCUGAACAACCAAGAAGACGACGAGGAAUUAGCCGUCGGAGAAGAGAGAGAAAACCCAGAAGAUGAACAAUUCGAAGAAAUAGUCAAAGAACCCAUGUUCGAAAAGCCUCUGACUCCGAGCGAUGUCGGAAAGCUAAACCGACUCGUCAUUCCGAAACAACACGCCGAGAAAUACUUCCCCCUCGGCGGCGGCGGAAGCGAGAAGGGUUUGUUGCUGAGUUUCGAGGACGAGUCAGGGAAGUUGUGGAGGUUUCGGUACUCGUACUGGAACAGUAGCCAGAGCUACGUCUUGACUAAAGGCUGGAGCAGAUUCGUCAAAGAGAAGCGGCUCGACGCCGGCGACGUCGUUUUGUUCGAGCGCCACCCCGUCGACGCCGACCGCCUUUUUAUUGGCUGGAGGCGGCGCUCCAUCGACGGAGCGGUGGCGCCGCCGGGUGCGGUGGUGGGUAGUGCUGGCGGUGGAAGAGGUGGGGGGUGGACCAGGGUGUUCUAUUCUGCGCAUUCUUAUCCUUCGCACCCUCCUAGUAAUAAUGGGCCUCAUGCUAUCCCUAUCCCUAUUGCUAUUCCUAUACCAUACCAACCCGACUGUCUUCGUGCAGGGACAGUUGUGCAGAACCAAACAACACCUAGUAGUGGGAACUCCAAGAGACUGAGGCUGUUUGGGGUGAACCUGGAGUGCCAGACAGAUGGGUCCGAGCCAUCCACCCCAGAUGGUUCAUCCAUGUCGAGCCAGGGUCAAGCCCACUGCCAAUAUUGCACCAUUAAUAAUCCUCAUGCUUCAAACCACCAUCAAAGUGACAGCAUGGAUAUCAAUUAUUAUCGCCAAGGAUAAAGAUCUGAGGAUGUGACUUCCAGGAAUUGACUAAUUUACAAGAACUUGGAAUGUCCACAACAACAAAAAAAAAAAUUAAAAAAAAAAUU